AUCAGCAAUGACGAUGCCAUGUUCAUUAUUGAUGAUGCUGACUUGGGAAAGGAAAAGCAAUACGAACUCGAAGAAAUUCUUCAGAGAAGCAUUAGUAAUACCGUGCCAGAAUCUCUGUUCUUUGACUCACUUAUCUUGACACACCUCAGGUCGUCAAUAUUCUAGAAGACAAAGUUUCUCCCUACGACAAGAAAGACUGGAUACUGACUCUUAUUAAAACCAUGUAUUUCGAUCAAUGGAGCAAACAGCACCAAAGAAUAUUCAACGUUGAUCUCAUUCCCAAUGCGAGUAAUGUGCUUACACGGAUACUGUACGAUCAAGCCAGAAAGGGCAAAGCAAAUCUAAGAAGUCAUAUGAUUCCGCUACAAGCGCCAAAUAUACGAGAGAAAGGAUUGUAUAUAUAUUCUGGUAAGGUAAAAAAAAAGAAAGGAGCAGCAUUCUUCGCCAGCAGCACAUCAAUGUUGUCCGAACGUAUUUUACUGUACCCGACAUGUGUCACAAGCGUGGGAGCGGGAUUUUGCCGUGCUCAAAGAAAAAAGGAAACAGAAGAUAAUUUAAUCGGCAGAUUGAGUUGCAAAGCACUUGAACAAGUAUUACUUUGGUUCUGUUGCAGACAGGUUUCGGUAGAAAUAGUCAAAGUAGAUCCUAUCCCUGAUUCAGCGUCAGCAUCUACGUCGAGUCGUGGCAUAGUACGCUCAAAAGCAUUUCCUUAAGGGCUAACAACAACGACGUCUUAACACCAGUCAUCCAUAUCCUUACUCGUAAGGUGUCCCCACAUUACUAGCAGAUGUAUACCAGGCUCAUCGUCCGAGAAUCUUUAGGCUCUCCAAUA
Lobosporangium transversale is the source of this 832-nucleotide messenger RNA. RefSeq lists its product as hypothetical. The record is from RefSeq and is a predicted model, not a curated record. The coding region runs from base 222 to 713 and encodes 163 amino acids. The transcript has a single exon. NCBI's taxonomy places the organism in Eukaryota, Fungi, Mortierellomycota, Mortierellomycetes, Mortierellales, Mortierellaceae.